Molecule: messenger RNA, 1875 nt
Organism: Entelurus aequoreus (snake pipefish)
Lineage: Eukaryota; Metazoa; Chordata; Actinopteri; Syngnathiformes; Syngnathidae
Product: zinc finger protein with KRAB and SCAN domains 7-like
Exons: 3
Coding region: 247-1731 (494 amino acids)
Biological process (GO): regulation of transcription by RNA polymerase II
Molecular function (GO): RNA polymerase II cis-regulatory region sequence-specific DNA binding; DNA-binding transcription factor activity
Source: RefSeq, a predicted model, not a curated record
UGGUAGUGACAGCAACGGAGCGUCUUAGUCUGCGUUAAUUACUACAUUUCUACGUUUUUUCCUUUACUAAUUAAUGAACUGGACUCGACGCAGUGAACUCUGAAGCUUUUCCGGCGAGCUUAGAGUUAGCUUAGCUUGCUAGCCACUAAGGCUAUAAGCAGUGAACUCUGCAGCUUGUCGGGCUAGCUUUGAGUUAGCUUAGCUUGCUAGCCGCUAAGCUAAGAGAACGCGGAAGUUAUCGCUAAAAUGCGUGAAUUACAAUCUAUGAGAGUGUUGGUGACUCGGCGACUUACCGCGGCCGUGGAGGAAAUAUUUGUGGCGUUCGAAAGAACGAUAGCAGAGUACGAGGAGGAACUUUCUCGAAGAAAAGAGGAGAACGAGCGACAACGCCAGCUGCUGGACGCAGUUUUAUGGAAGCCUCAAGUUGUCUUGCACAGAUCAGACGUCCAGCAGCUGAGUGGUCAUCUAGAAGAAAAUCCCCCGCUGCCACAGGACGAAAGCUCUACUUUGAAGCAGGAGGAUCCACAGCCUCCCUACUUUAAAGAUGAAGAGGAGGAACAUAUGAUCAGUCAGUCAGGAGAAGAGUGUCUUCUUGGGCCGCAGGAGGCUGAUCUCACCAAAUUGCCUCUGACUGGUGUCUCUGUGAAGACUGAAGACCAUGAAGACAAACCACAAGUUGACCACCUCCUGGCUCCCCUAUCAGAUAGUGAGGACGUACCGUCACAAUCUACUGAGGAUGAAGACGAGGACUACACCCAAGUACCUUUGAGCAGCAAUACAGACUGUGAAGACGUCCAGCAGCUGAGUGGUCAUCUAGAAGAACACCCCCCGACGCCACAGGACGGAAGCUCCACUUUGAAGCAGGAGGAUCCACAGCCUCCCUACUUUAAAGAUGAAGAGGAGGAACAUAUGAUCAGUCAGUCGGGAGAAGAGUGUCUUCUUGGGCCGCAGGAGGCUGAUCUCACCAAAUUGCCUCUGACUGGUGUCUCUGUGAAGACUGAAGACCAUGAAGACAAACCACAAGUUGACCACCUCCUAGCUCCUCUAUCAGAUAGUGAGGACGUACCGUCACAAUCUACUGAGGAUGAAGACGAGGACUACACCCAAGUACCUUUGAGCAGCAAUACAGACUGUGAAGGUGAUACGAGGACUCACACUGACAACAAACACCCUGAAUGCUCUAAAGAUAGGAAAAAGAAGAAGAAGUCAGGAAAGAAGACAGGUAGAAAAGGUUUCACCUGCUCAGUUUGUGAUAAAAGCUUUUGUGAUCAAAAUUAUUCCGUUCGACACAUGAGAACACACACAGGAAAGAAACCUUUUAAUUGCUCAGUUUGUGGUAAUACAUUUUCUCAGAAGUCCAAUUUGACUCAACACAUGAAAACACACACAGGAGAAAAACCCUUUACUUGUUCAGUUUGUGGUGACAAAUAUGCUCGGAGGGACAAGCUGAAAUUGCACAUGACAACGCACACCAGAAAAAAACCUUUUAGUUGUUCAGUUUGCGGAGCUACAUUUUCUCGGGCAGAUGCCCGGAAAUUACACAUGAGAAGGCACACAGGGGAAAAACCUUACAAUUGCUCAGUGUGCUGCAAAACAUUUGCACGUAAGUUCACCUUGACUGAACACAUGAGAACACACACAGGGGAAAGACCUUUCAAUUGCUGGGUUUGUGGCGAUGCAUUUUCUCAUAAGGGCCCUUUGGCUGCGCACAUGAGAAAACACACAAGUUAGAAACUUUGCAUUUGUUCAGUUUGUGGUGAUACAUUUUCUCGGAGGCCCAGCCUGAAAUUACACAUGAGAACGCACACAGCAGAAAAACCUUACAAUUGCUCAGUUUGCGGCAAAACAUUUUCUCAUAAGUCCACCUUGACUGGA